GUCCCAGCUCCUCAAUGAGAUCAGGGCAAACUAUGAAAGGCUCAUCACCCGAAGUCAGAUAGAGACCAUCCUCUCAGCAGGGACCCAGGUAAUGAUCAUAUACAGACAGGCACCUACCCGAAUAAGGAACCAGUCCAAUGUGUACUCAGUUCCUCUCUCAGCCUCUGUGAGCUAGAAGCAGCCACUAGUGAAAGAAUGAGCAAAGACGAAGAAGUGCUAAAAGCAGCCAGGGCAGAGUUAAAUGAAGCUAGACGUCAGUGGCAUCAAAUGCAGACGGAAAUUGACUCUCUCCAUGCGAUGGAAAAAGGCCUGGAAACUGCUCUGCGCACCACAGAAGAGAAGUACCAGACUCAGCUCAAGGAUUUGGAAAGAGAGAUUGAAGACCUGGAGGCAGAGCUACAAGAGGUGCGACACGGCAUCGAGAAACAGCUCCAGCAACAUGAAGAAUUACUGAACACUAAGAUGAAGCUCGAGCAAGAAAUCGCCAGAUACCGCAGUCUGCUGGAGAAGGAGGAAAAAAGGUUGCACCGUUCUACACACCAAGAAAGAAAAGAUGACAAAAAGCCUACCACCAGCCGAAUAGCAUUUAUCUUGCCUUCACCAAGCGAACUAAAGAAGCAUGAGAUUGAAAAAGUGGAAAUAGUGACAAAGCAAGCAAUCUUAAAUGGAGAUGUUGCAAAGGAACGUGCAGAAGCUCAUGGCACAAUACAGACAGAAAAAGUCGACGAAGUGAUUAAAGAAUGGGAAGGCUCUUUCUUUAAGGACAACCCUCGCUUAAGGAAAAAAUCUGUUUCUUUGCGCUUUGAUCUCCACCUGGCAGCCACAGAUGAAGGUUGUUUACAGACUAAACAGAAAAGCUUGCCUGAUAUCGAAGUGAGAUUGGUUAUGAGGAGGUCUUGCAGCAUCCCGUCAAUCAAAACUUAAAUUGGCACCAAACUAAGCCAAAGAUUAUUCAUGGAUGAGUUUCAGAAAUAAAUGCUAGUGUGGACCUAGAUGAACUACACGAUCGCCUACAAUACAAAGAGUAUGCUCCUCAGCUAAUAUAUAUUCCUAUAACCUAAUGAUCAUUUUGAAGACAUAAAAAAGGAUUAAGGGUAUGACGUUUCUGAGAAACAGAAUCACUAUUUGAUUAUUAUCAUUAUUGUGUCUGCUGAAAUAGUUUCCGCUCUCAGAUUUCCUGGCUUUUAGAAUUUUAACACAUACUUCAGAAUUUAAUAGAUCCAUUCUUGCCUUUGUGGAAAAGAAUGUCCACACUAGAAAAGACUCAGGCAUAAGAUUAUGAAUGGCAUAACUGCAUUCAACUAUUUUGACCCCCUCCCCCUCAUCACAAUUAACAUUUUAUUGAAUUGUUGAUAUGUCUCUCCUGACAAUCAGUAAAUCCAUGCAAAACCUUCACGGGAGCAGAUGGACUUCAACCCAUCAAUUUCCAAAGUCAUCCCAACAAAGUCCAUUUCAAGUCCAGACCAUUUUCAGAAAAAUGUUAAUAGUCACAACAAAAUUUAUAUCUAUUAUGUGUCAAAGCUAUCCAAUAAUUAUACACUUAUCCUAGGGUCUGUGUACAACAAUAGUUGGAUUUCUCUAACAGAUCCACGCUAGUAUUUUCAAGGCUUAUUUUUAAAGCCAUUUUAAGCCAUACCUUGUAAUCUGAUCCCAUCAACAUUUUUGUAAAACCCUGCUAGUUUAACCUCAAGAGUGGCUACAGCCAAGACAAUACUGUACCAAAUUUCCUGUGACUGCCAGCUCUCACAAGUUUAUCAGACAAGGGGAAUUGGAAGUAUAAUCUGAUGGCAAUCUGAACGCAAUCAUGGGGUUUAACGUUA
This is a messenger RNA of Sceloporus undulatus (fence lizard), 1820 nucleotides long. RefSeq names its product keratin 222 (gene KRT222). The transcript is spliced from 6 exons. NCBI's taxonomy places the organism in Eukaryota, Metazoa, Chordata, Lepidosauria, Squamata, Phrynosomatidae. Bases 196 to 924 code for a protein of 242 amino acids. The record is from RefSeq and is a predicted model, not a curated record.